GGGGGCGGGGCCCAGCGGGGCGGGGCCCAGCGGAGGGCGGGCUGGCCCCGCCUUCCAGACCCGCUGAGGGGAGACGUCCGCUGAUCGCGCGCGGAAGCCUGUGCUUUUCCGAGUCGCUCUCUUCCGGGCUCGGAGCGGUGGUCGGCAUGGCCCGUGGAAAUCAACGAGAACUUGCCCGCCAGAAAAACAUGAAGAAAUCCCAGGAAAUUAGCAAGGGAAAAAGAAAAGAGGAUAGCUUGACUGCCUCUCAGAGAAAACAGAGAGACUCUGAGAUCAUGCAACAAAAGCAGAAAGCAGCUAAUGAGAAGAAGUCUAUGCAGACAAGAGAAAAAUGAUGACUGACAAUUUGGAAAACCUGGGUGCUACUGCCAACUAGGUGUAUUUUAUAAGCUCUAUGAUCAAGAUUUUGUAGAGUGAACAGUCAUUACAUAUGUAAUAUCUUUAUAAAAACUUUUAAACUUUA
Molecule: messenger RNA, 463 nt
Organism: Pipistrellus kuhlii (Kuhl's pipistrelle)
Lineage: Eukaryota; Metazoa; Chordata; Mammalia; Chiroptera; Vespertilionidae
Gene: SERF1A
Product: small EDRK-rich factor 1A
Exons: 3
Coding region: 147-335 (62 amino acids)
Source: RefSeq, a predicted model, not a curated record